This is a messenger RNA of Annulohypoxylon maeteangense, 2086 nucleotides long. Its product is annotated as amino acid permease/ SLC12A domain-containing protein. Bases 219 to 1919 code for a protein of 566 amino acids. The record is from RefSeq and is a predicted model, not a curated record. Lineage: Eukaryota; Fungi; Ascomycota; Sordariomycetes; Xylariales; Hypoxylaceae. Gene Ontology annotation, molecular function: amino acid transmembrane transporter activity. The transcript is spliced from 3 exons. Gene Ontology annotation, biological process: amino acid transmembrane transport. Gene Ontology annotation, cellular component: membrane.
UGUUCCCAUGCGAACUUUGGAGAAUUGUCACCUGAGUCACCCCUUUUCUACGCUAUAAUUAUACAGCAUUUUUUAUAACAUUGUUUCCGACUGCGGAAGUAAACAACGCCAUUGCGUGCGUAAUAUAAUGGUAUCGGCGCCUCUAUAUUUCCAACAAUCCUCUUAUACAAUAUCCGACAUUCCGCUGUCUCAGCGGAGUUCGCUCUCUUGCUCUCAGUAUGGCGGCAGCACAAGAUAAACCCGAGCCAGCUUCGGCGCAUGCUAACCGGAGAGUUAUCGAUGACGAGAAAAACGAUGCCUCAAGUGGCGAUAUCCGUGAAACCCUAGUCGAAGUUUCGGCUGAGAACCAACUCCUUCGCCACCUGGGUAAUCGCCAAAUCCAAUUGAUUGCUAUCGGUGGUAGUAUUGGUACCGCGCUCUUUGUUAGUAUCGGCGGUGGUCUAGCUAAGGGCGGUCCGGGUAGUCUACUCAUCGGAUAUACGAUCUAUGCGAUUAUGGUCGGCAUGGUAAAUAACUCCAUGGCGGAAAUGGUAACCUACAUGCCUGUGUCCGGAUCCUUCAUUCGAAUGGCCGGGAGAUGGGUUGACGAAGCAUUGGGAUUCAUGGCCGGAUGGAAUUUCUUCCUCUACGAAGCCUGUCUAAUCCCCUUCGAGAUCUCCGCUAUUAACCUUGUUCUUGGAUUUUGGCGAGAUGACAUCCCUCCUGCAGCUAUUUGCGUGGCAUGCAUUGUGUUGUACGCUAUCAUCAACAUCAUGGCUGUGCAGUAUUUUGGCGAGGCCGAAUUUUGGCUGUCGAGUGGUAAGAUCUUGCUUAUUUGCAUCUUAUACAUGUUCACGUUGGUUACUAUGUGCGGAGGUAACCCCCAACACGACGCCUACGGUUUUCGAUAUUGGUCAGAUCCGGGAUCUUUUGCCGAACACAUACAUACUGGUACCUUAGGUCGUUUCGAAGGCUUCCUCGGCGCUGUGUUUUCCGCCGGCUUCACUGUCGUCGGACCUGAGUAUCUCGCCAUGGUUGCUGGAGAGGCGGAGCGUCCCCGAACCUAUCUUAAGAACGGAUUUAAAACGGUUUACUGGCGAUUUGGCGUAUUCUUCAUUGGAGGUGCGCUCUGUGUUGGUAUUGUUCUUCCAUAUGCGGACCCCACACUACAGAACGCCGACACGGGGACAGCAAACGGCUCGCCUUAUGUCAUUGCGAUGCAGAAUAUGGGCAUCGGAAUACUGCCCCAUAUUGUCAAUGCUCUAAUGAUCACGAGUAUCUUCAGUGCAGGCAACGCCUACACCUAUUGUGCCAUGCGAUCCUUGUACGGACUAGCGUGCGACGGCCAGGCACCCAAAAUCUUCCAGAAGACACUCAAGAACGGCAUUCCAGUCUACGCUUUCGCUCUCGUCAUGGUCUUCCCUUUUCUUUCGUUCCUGCAGGUAUCGAACAACACGGCGCAGGUUGUGACGUGGCUAGCAACACUCACCCAGGGCUCGCAGAUGAUCAACUACAUUGUAAUGAGUUUAACGUACAUCUUUUUCUACAACGCUACAAAAGCUCAGGGAAUAGAUCGCCGUUCGUUACCCUAUUAUGGCUACUUCCAGCCGUAUUGUGGUUACAUUGGAAUGGCGUGGAUGGUUAUUAUCGAGGGCAUUUUUGGAUAUUCCGUGUUUCUACCGGGCAAGUUUAAUGUCGGAGACUUCUUCGCAUUCUACACCAUGGCUAUGGUUGCCUUCUGCACUUUCUUCGGCUGGAAGAUCUACAGACGUACGAAGUUCGUCGCCCCCGCGCAGGCUGAUCUUGUAUGGGAGAAACCGGCUAUCGAUGCAUACGAGGCCUCCCACAACGAGCCUCCGACCCGUUUCCGAGACGAGAUAAGGGCAAUGUUCUUUGGAAACAGGAAACGAGAGAAUUACAUGGGCGAGGAUCCGAAUUAAGACCGAGCAAUCGUGUGGCAUAUGCGACUGGCCCCUAAAUACCCGAAAUGGUUAAGGGGGAUAGUCGUAUAUGCUUUGGAUAUCUAAGGGGGCAAAAGGGGGCAUGAAAUCUAGCGUGGGGAUGAUACCAUAAAAUGUUCAAAAUAAAGUCAACUUUGAAAUCCAGC